UCUUCUGAUGAACUGCGAGAGAAGUUAGAUCUGAAAUCUCGAGAUAUAGGUGGCUAUCAUAGUGAAGUCUACCGCAGCACCGAAAAUGUAACCACAGAAAAAGGUGAAAGAGAUGCUGCAGACCACAUUCACUUUCUACUAGACACACGACUUAUGGCUCGACGUUUUCACCGUUUGCAAUCAGACGAAUUAUAUCAUUUCUACAUGGGAGAUCCGGUGAUUAUUGUUGAGCUCGACGAGAACGCUCCUGGUCAAGUUGUUAAAACUGUGUUAGGAGAUGACAUCUUUUCUAGUCAAAACAUUUCUCAUGCGGUAAAGAGAAACACUUGGUUUGCAGUGUAUAUGAUGAAAGGCGGGGUGUGUGGGUGGUCUCUGGGCGGAGCGACUAUGAGCCCCGCCUGGGAACGAGAGGACGAUGAGAUGACGCCUAACAGGACCGAGUUGCUGGCCAAGUUUCCUAGAGCGAGAGAACUUAUCGUUAGCCUCACACUUAAUAGUGAUCCCGAGUAAUAAUCAUUAUAUUACUCGAAUGCCGUUGAAAAAAGAUUUUGUUGCACGUCCUGAUGGACAACAGUCUGACUAGAAAGUCUGUAUGUAUACAAUUUUGUCUGAUGUUGCAGAAUUUGCGUAUACUUGCAAUCGUGUCUGUAUGUUUAUGCCUAAAAUAUUUGAACGUUGUUUCUAAAAUCAGGG
Corticium candelabrum is the source of this 693-nucleotide messenger RNA. RefSeq lists its product as uncharacterized. Gene Ontology annotation, cellular component: intracellular anatomical structure. The record is from RefSeq and is a predicted model, not a curated record. The transcript has a single exon. NCBI's taxonomy places the organism in Eukaryota, Metazoa, Porifera, Homoscleromorpha, Homosclerophorida, Plakinidae. The coding region runs from base 154 to 510 and encodes 118 amino acids.